This is a messenger RNA of Aureococcus anophagefferens, 2658 nucleotides long. RefSeq lists its product as hypothetical. The record is from RefSeq and is a predicted model, not a curated record. Gene Ontology annotation, cellular component: intracellular anatomical structure; catalytic step 2 spliceosome. Lineage: Eukaryota; Pelagophyceae; Pelagomonadales; Pelagomonadaceae. The annotation marks the transcript as partial. The transcript has 5 exons. Gene Ontology annotation, molecular function: ATP hydrolysis activity; RNA binding.
GACAAGCGCGACGCGGAGCUCGACGACGACGUCGCGGAGCGCGACGAGCUCGUGCUGCGCAUGCGCGAGCGCGACGAGGCGCGCACGCGGCGCCUCGCCGGCGACGAGGGCCUGAGCGCGGACCAGGUCGCCGAGCUCGCGACGCGCGGCGACGUCGACCCGCUCGCGGACGAGGACGACGUGCGACUCAUGCGGAAAUACGCGCGCCAGGCGUACCUCGACAAGUGGGAGGCGAAGCAGCUCGACCUGCUGCAGGCCGAGGUGGACCAGGAGGAGCAGCUCUUCGGCGACGAGGCCGUCACGGCCGAGGAGAAGCACCAGCACGAGCUCUCGAAGAAGAUUCUCGCGAUGGCGCGCGACCGAGCGCGCUUCGAGGCCAAGGACGACGGCUACCACGUGCCCGACGCCUACGAGGACGCGCGCCGCGGCGACAUGACCUUGGCCGAGGCGCGCGAGAAGACGCUGAACGCGCGCUACGAGGAGGAGGCCGAGCCGCUCACGGAGCAGGAACUGUGGGACGCGGAGCAGCAAAGGCGCGCCGGCUCCUCGAAGAGCCGCAAGAAGUCGCGCUACGACAUGCUCCUCAAGGGCAUCGACAACAUCAAGCAGGGCAAGAAGGGCGACGUGCCCGGCGCGGAGGACGCGCUCGGCGAUUUGGUGCCCCGGGGCCGCGACGCGAAGAAGCUCGCGCACCGCAGCGCCCACGACGAGCUCCUGGAGAAGCGCCGGACGCUGCCCGUCUACGCCUACCGCACGGAGUUCCUCGAGGCCGUCAAGGACAACCAGGUCCUCGUCGUCAUCGGCGAGACGGGCUCGGGCAAGACGACGCAGCUGCCCCAGUUCCUCCACGAGGUCGGCUACUCCAAGGUCGGCCUCAUCGGCUGCACGCAGCCGCGGCGCGUCGCGGCCAUGUCCGUCGCCGCGCGCGUGUCCAAGGAGAUGGACGUCGUCCUCGGCCGCGAGGUCGGCUACUCGAUCCGCUUCGAGGACUGCACGUCCAAGGACACGCUGCUGAAAUACAUGACCGACGGCAUGCUCCUGCGCGAGUUCCUCGGCGAGCCGGACCUCGCGUCCUACUCGGUGAUGAUGAUCGACGAGGCCCACGAGCGCACGCUCCACACGGACGUGCUCUUCGGUUUGAUCAAGGACAUCGCGCGGUUCCGCGAGGACAUCAAGAUCAUCAUCUCGUCGGCGACGAUGAACGCCGAGGCGUUCUCGACGUACUUCGACGACGCGGCGAUCUUCAACAUCCCCGGCCGGACCUUCGACGUCGAGAUCCUGUACACGAAGGCGCCCGAGGCCGACUACUUGGACGCGGCCGUCGUGACCGUGCUCCAGACCCACAUCACGCAGCCCUUCCCGGGGGACAUCCUCGUGUUCUUCACGGGCCAGGAGGAGAUCGAGGCCGCCGUGGAGACGCUCACGGAGCGCACGAAGGGCCUCGGCGCGCGCAUCAAGGAGCUGCUCAUCUGCCCCAUCUACGCGUCGCUGCCCUCGGAGCAGCAGGCCAAGAUCUUCGAGCCGACGCCGCCCGACGCGCGCAAGGUCGUCAUCGGCACGAACAUCGCGGAGACGUCGCUGACCAUCGAAGGCAUCUGCUUCGUCAUCGACACGGGCUUCUGCAAGCAGAAGACGUACAACCCGCGGAGCGGCAUCGAGUCGCUCAUCGUGACGCCCAUCUCCCAGGCCCAGGCGGCCCAGCGCGCGGGCCGCGCGGGGCGCACGCAGCCGGGCACGUGCUUCCGGCUCUACACGUCCUGGGCCUACGCGCACGAGCUCGAGGAGAACACGGUGCCCGAGAUCCAGCGGACGAACAUGAACUCCGUCGUGCUCAUGCUCAAGUCGCUGGGCAUCCACGACCUCCUCCACUUCGACUUCAUGGACCCGCCGCCGGCGGAGAUGCUCAUCCGCGCGCUCGAGCAGCUCUACGCGCUCGGCGCGCUCAACGACCGCGGCGAGCUCACGAAGCUCGGCCGGCGCUUCCCCUGCGACCCCCAGAUGGCCAAGUCCAUCAUCAUCGCCGACAAGUACGGCUGCGUCGCCGAGGCCAUCUCCGUCGGGGCCAUGCUCUCCGCGGGCAACGCCGUCUAUUAUCGGCCCAAGGACCGCGCGGUCCACGCGGACAACGCGCGCAUGAACUUCGCGCGCGGCGGCGGCGGCGACCACGUGGCCCUGCUCCGCGUCUACAAGGAGUGGACGGACAGCGACUGCUCGACGCAGUGGUGCUACGAGAACUACAUCCAGGCGCGGUCCAUGGUCAAGGCGCGCGACGUCCGGGACCAGUUCGCGGGGCUCUGCGAGCGCGUCGAGCUCGAGCUCUCCGAGUCGUCCGACGUCGAGCACGUCCAGAAGGCCGUCACGGGCGGCUACUUCUACAACGCGGCGAAGCUCGCGACGUCCGGCGACUACAAGACCGUCAAGCAGAUGAAGACCGUCUUCGUGCACCCGAGCUCCGUCAUGGCGAACGAGGAGGUGCUGCCCAAGUGGGUCGUCUACCACGAGCUCGCCUUCACGUCCAAGGAGUACAUGCGCAACGUCAUCCCCAUCGAGCCCGACUGGCUCGUCGAGAUCGCGCCCCACUACUACCAGCAGAAGGAGCUCCUCGACGCGCGGAAGCAGAAGAUGCCCAAGGGCGCGGGCCUGAGCCAGGCGGCCCUC